CACCACCAUUUUUAUGCAUCAGUCAAGGUUUUAUUCUUCGUUUUUUUUUAAAGAUUUUUAUUUGUUAAUCGGUAUAGUGUCGAUUUCUUAAAUCUGAUUCCGAGAUUUUGUUUUCCGAUGCAUUUCAGUCUGAGAAGAAAGCUUGGAAGCUCUCUAUCUCGCUCAAGUUGAGGAGAAGCAAGCGUGGAAGCUCUCUCUCUCUCUCACUCUCGCUGGCUCAUAUAAAAUGUUGCUCAAGCUAUUUCAACAAUCCAGGUUCUUCAAAUCCAUUAGCGGAUUGGGAAACGUAGCGUCUCCAUCUCAUGGAUUUGUUGGAACCAGAGCAUCACGUCCUCCAGCUGUAUUUGGUACUCACUAUCUUCGUCUUUUAGCUACGGAUUCAUCUCCUCCAAACGAUACUAUUGGGCCUCAAUAUGGUGAUCCGGUCAGACUACCUGGUUACCCACAGCCUAAUCUAUGUACAGCCAAAACGGAAAUUUGGUGGGACGUUGACAGCUGUAGACUUCCGGACAGCGUCGACCCCUACCGACUGGUGGGAAACCUCCGAAAAUCGUUAAAUGAAAAGGGUUACCGAGGACCCAUCACAUCGAUUAACGCAUUCGGUAACACUAACCGAAUCGAUGAGACUACCAUGUUAGCGCUUAGUGCUACUGGAGUCUAUACUCGCCACAUCCCUGAUGGUAGAAAAGAAUCUGCGCAUAAAAAAAUUUUGGUCGAUUUGCUGUGUUUUGGAAUGGAUAACAUUCAACAGCCAUGCAACAUAAUGCUCAUAUCCGGUAACCGCGACUACUCGGAUUCAUUACAUCAACUGAAGUCGCGACUAUUCAACAUAUUAUUGGCACAACCCGAAGACUUUGCAUCCACUCCCUUGAUACAUGCAGCUUCAACAGUUUGGAUUUGGAGUUCAUUGGUACUUGGGGGAAAACAUCUCUCUCCUACCCAAGUAGAAGAUUUGCUUGCCCAUACCAAGAAAAGAGAUGAAUAAUGAGACCUUAUGUUUGUUUGUUGAAGACUACUCUCUGUUUGUUUGUUUUGCACGAAAGUAACUUAAUAGUUUAAAGUUUGUCUUAAGUUUUCACUACCAUCGCUUAAGUUUAUAUUCCAGCAGUAUGUACAGU
Molecule: messenger RNA, 1118 nt
Organism: Arabidopsis thaliana (thale cress)
Lineage: Eukaryota; Viridiplantae; Streptophyta; Magnoliopsida; Brassicales; Brassicaceae
Product: Putative endonuclease or glycosyl hydrolase
Exons: 7
Coding region: 227-985 (252 amino acids)
Biological process (GO): regulation of gene expression
Cellular component (GO): peroxisome
Molecular function (GO): RNA nuclease activity
Source: RefSeq, marked reviewed